Capsaspora owczarzaki ATCC 30864 is the source of this 5834-nucleotide messenger RNA. Its product is annotated as stromal membrane-associated GTPase-activating protein 2. Gene Ontology annotation, molecular function: GTPase activator activity; protein binding. NCBI's taxonomy places the organism in Eukaryota, Filasterea, Ministeriida, Capsasporidae. Gene Ontology annotation, biological process: signal transduction. The transcript has 7 exons. The record is from RefSeq and is a predicted model, not a curated record. Bases 32 to 5608 code for a protein of 1858 amino acids.
CAAGGAUCUGUGACCCCCUUUUUUGUUUGCCAUGGACGACGUCGAGUCUGGCGCAGAUGCCGUCCGGCUCUGGCUCACCUCGCUCAAGUUGGUCUCGUACCUGUCGGCCUUCUUGGACAACGGGUACGACGAUCUCGAUGUCUGUGGAACGCUCACGGCGGAAGAUCUCGACACGAUGAACAUUACGCUGCCGGGGCAUCGCAAGCGCUUGCUGGCGGACGCCCCCAAGCUCUUGCAGCCCGACGCGUUGCAAAAGCUCAUUGCCAACGCACAGUCCACCUCUCGCGGCUCUAUUGCCAGCCUUGAUCUGUUGCCGGGAGACGCCAACUCUGCUGCUGCACCGACUGCUGCACCGACUGCUGCCGCUGCUGCUGCUGCUGUUCCUUUUGCCGCUCCCGCUGCCAGCAUCGCAGACAACAGUCGAGAUAGCACCUUUAUGAUUAUUCAGCAGGCAAUGCUCGACUUGGACCAACUCAUGCCGAAACGCGACUCGGUCGCCGAAAACACAUCCGCUGCCUCCGAGCCUGACGCUCCGGCGCGUCCGCCCAAGCCUGCUGAGCCAAAGUCGCCUGCCGCAGUGGCCGAGCCCGUCGCCCCUCCCCGUCCGCCCAAAGCGACCGCGACUGCUGCCACCUCCUCGCCUCCUCCACCGGCUGAUGCCGAGCCGCAAGCGCCAGUCCGCCCGCCAAAGCCAAUUGCUGCUGCUGCAAAUGCUGCUGACGAUGCUCCUUCGCAACUCGCCCGACCGCCAAAGCCUGCUCAAGCAGCAGCCGCAGCCGAGCCGGCAGCAGAAGCCGAGGGCGUUGUCGUGGCACUCAAACCAAAGCCUCUGGCCGCCAAGCCCAGCAUUGUCCCCAAGCCCACCAAACCCGCAAUGUCGCCGGCCAACGCAGCAGCGGCGGCAUUUGCCGUGGCUACUGGAGCGCCACGACCAGCGCUUUCACCGGCAGAGGCCGCAGCUGCAGCCUCCGCUGCGGCGGCUGCUGCGGCGGCGGCGUCUUCUUCAUCGGCUGCGUCUGACGCUGAAGUUGUGCCUGCUGGAGCCCCGCCGCCUAUCAAGCGUCCGCCUCAACCGGCGUCACCCGGCCCGGAAACGGCGAGCGCUGCCCCUGUGCCCACGCCUCUUCCAAAACGACCAGCCCCGCCAGCUACUGCUGCAGCAACUCCUGCGACUCCUGCGACUCCUGCGACUCCUGCGACUCCUGCAGCUCCCGCAACUCCUGCUGAAACCGCCUCUGGACCUGGUGCCAUCAAGCCCAAACCUAAAUUUGGCGUUUCCGUCAUGCCUGUGCCAGCCAAGCGUGUGUCGCCGCCAGAGGCCGUGCCCGUUGCGGCUGAACGACCUGCAGCAGCCGCACAGAACGCACCCAGCUACAGCGACAGCGAUAGCGAAGACGAAGCCCCUCAGGUCGCGGCAAAGCCCACGUUGCCAAAGAUCCAGCCGCUCGUCCCGAGGCCCGCUGUCGCGCCAGCGAUGCAGGCACAGCAAGCACAGCAGCCAGCACCGUCCGAUGCGGAAGCCGACCCGGUUGCACCUCCGCGAGCCACCAAAUUCAAGCCUCCAGUUGGCUCCGUCGCCAUUUUCCCUGGAGCCAGACCUGUAACCACGGUUGCCGGUCCCGAGCUCGCGCCCAAGCCAGCGCGCCCGAGUCCCGACGGCAAUGCACUGCCACCCAGGCCCGCAAAACCCGAAAAGCCCGAGAAACCGGAACGUCCCGACAAGCCAGAUAAGCCCGAGAAGCCCGAGAAGCCCUCGUUGCCCACAGCAGCAGCUGCUGAGCAGAGCGAUCCCACCUCGCCAACGGCAACGGGUGUACGUCCACCUCGGCCCGCCCCACCACGCCCCACCACCAUUGCGGUGUCCCAAUCGCCCGCCGCUGCCGCUGCCGGCGCGACCAGUCCGACCUCCCCCAUUCGGCCGGUCAGGCCCCCGAUCAAGCGCGCCCCGGUGCCUUCGUACACGGCCAACAUUGAGGGCUAUCUCUCCAAGCAGGGCGGCGUCAACAACAACAAGGGCUGGAAGCGCCGCUACUGUGUGCUCGAGAACGGCAACUUGCUCUACUACAAGUCCGACGUGGACCGAGAGCCUGUCGGCGUGGUCUCGAGCCGUUACAUGAUGGAGGUUCGCACGUCCAAGGUGGUCGACUCCAAGUUUAAACAUUGCUUUGAGAUUGUGACCAAGCAGCGCACCUUCUUGUUUGCCGCCGACAAUCCCGAUGAUGUGGAUGCGUGGCUCAAGGCGCUGCAAACCACCAUCACCGAAGCCGAGCAAAGCAACAAGGACGUUUCCGAGACGGUUGGUGGGAACAUGGCCAACCCUGAUAAGGAAGGCUGGCUCAAGAAGCAAGGCAAUAGCAUGGCGAAAGACUGGAAGAAGCGGUACAUUGCCAUCAAGGAAGGCCAGCUCUGCUACUACAACAACUACGAGGACUACGAGCUUGCAGUCCCACUCGGUAGCAUCAACACGAUGACUGUAACUGCAAAGAUUGACGACCAGAAGCGCAACCGCUUCCAGUUGGUCACGCUGAAUCGCACGUACUUUUUCCAGGCCGAAAGCUACGACGACAUGACCGAGUGGAUUACCGCCAUUCAAAACUCCAUUCUCUUCUCGCUCAACUCAAACCAAAGCGACAAGACUCGUCGCACCAGCUCGAUGAAAGAAGGUCAAAAGUCCGUCACCGGUCAAGCUGCACUGGAUGCAGUUUGGCUCAACGAGAGCAACAAGCAUUGUGCUGAUUGCGGGACUGCGAAUCCCGACUGGGCCAGCAUCAAUCUGGGAAUCGUUGUCUGCAUCGAGUGCUCUGGAAUUCACCGCAGCUUGGGAGUUCACAUCUCCAAGGUUCGUUCAGUCACGUUGGACGACUGGUCGUCGGAAAUGAUUGCCGUCAUGCAGGAGUCUGGUAAUGCAACAGCCAACGCCAUCUGGGAGGUCGACCUGCCCCCGACAGUGCGAAAGCCGACUCCCGACACGCCUCGAGCGCCGCGUGAAGAGUUCAUUCGAGCCAAGUACGAGCGCAAGCAAUUUAUUCGACAGGAGCGCGAGACGGACUCGAACACGCUUGGCCAGCAGCUCUACAUUGCGGCGUCUACGGAUGAUCUUGCUCGCACGUUGGAAUUUAUUGCGCUGGGCGCCAAAGUCAACUACGUGCAUGCCGGACAGUCCUGCAAAACACCGUUGCACGCUGCCGCUGCCGCGGGCUACGCCUGUGUCGUUGAGAUUCUGCUGCAGAACAAUGCCAACCCCACGCUCACCGACUCGGACGGCUACCCGCCCAUGCACUACGCCGAAAUGGAGGGUCGGAAGGAGAUUGUCAAGCGUCUCAACAAGGCGCUCGUCAAAUCCAAGCCAAUGCUGAAUUCGCCAGUUGCUGCUGCAGGUGCGGCAAGCGGAGGAGCCGCUGCGCCUGCCGUGCGCAAGCUUGGCUUUUUGUACAAGCAAGGCGGCAGCAACAAGGGAUGGCGCAAGCGCUGGAUUGUGAUGGAGCACGGGACCAUUCGUUAUUUCAAGACCGAGUCUGACCGAGAGCCCGCUGGCAUUGUGUAUCUGCAAGAUGUGAUGGGCGUCGCCCCUGCAGACGAAGAGUCUGUCAAGGACCACAAGUACCGCUUCUGCUUUGAGCUCAGCACCGCCAGUGACCGCGACUUUAUGUUCUGCGCCGACUCGGAGCACGAGAUGGACGAGUGGAUGGCUGCCAUCCGCGUGAUCAUCCAGGCCAACCCGACCGCGCAGGGCUUCAAGCGACGCAUCGACCAAAUCUUUGACAACCCAGCACGCCAGGGCUGGCUCUGCAAGCGCGGUGGCACGUACACGUCGUGGAAGAAGCGCUGGCUCGUCCUGAAGGGACGCGAAAUCUACUAUUUCAAGUCGCAGCAGGACCGUGAGCUCCUCGGUCUGAUCGACAUGAAGAAGGUGACAAACAUUGCCGUCGGUGAAGGCGCAAACAAGCAGAGCGAAGCACACACCUUCCACCUGACGACCGGCACACGAACCUUCUACCUCAAAGCCGAGAACGACAGCGAUCGCGAUGCCUGGAUUUCUGACAUUCGAAACACGCAAGUGUUUGGUGUGCCGCUUUCGCUGCUCAUGCGCAAGGACACGACCAAGCUCCCGGGCUUCCUUGAUCGCGCCAUCAAGUACGUCGACCAGCACGGCUUGGACGUUGAAGGAAUUUACCGCAUCAGCGGAAACAACGCGGCCAUCCAACAAAUGCGCAUUGCCGUCAACCAGGAAGAGUCGCUGGUUGAUUUUGACGAGCAGCACGCCGAGGUGCACGACGUUGCGGGAUUGCUCAAGCUCUUCUUCCGCUCCAUGCCGGAUCCGCUCUUGACGACGGCAUUGUACCGCCAGCUCAUGGAUGCGUGUCGUGUCAACGACCACGAGGAACGGCUGCGCCAGCUUCAAGGCAUUGUUGAGGCGCUGCCCCACGAGAACUACAACGUGUUGAAGCGAUUGAUGACGCACCUCUCCAAGGUUGCCAACCUGGGGCAUGUCAACAAGAUGACCUUCCAAAAUCUCGCCAUCGUGUUUGGUCCGACGCUGCUCACUGUCUCGUCUCAAAGCGACGGGUUCUUGACCGACAUGUCGGAGCAGUACCGUGCCAUCGAACUGUUCAUCACGUACCACGACUGGAUUUUCGAGGCUGAGCUGGGCGGGCCCACCGGCUAUGUUGAUCCGUGGGAGACCGAGACCAACUCGCCGCCGAUCGUCCCCACUUCUCCGACGCUCCCCGGCCACUCAGCGGCGGCCCCCUCUCUUGAAAAGAGCCAUCCAGGCAAAGGGCACAGCGAGGGCCUCCGUGGAAGCUUGGCGUCGAUCGUCACCUCGCCCUUCGCGAGCACGCGUCCUCCCCCUGCCCAGCCUGCAUCUCGCGAUUCAACGCCAUUCCCCGUCGCUGAAAGUGCCGGUGGGGAUCCAGAUAAGAUGGCAAAGAUGCAAGAAGCUCUGAAAAAGAUGGAAGCAGCCGCCCGGAAGACCAACACCCCUCAAAUGGAGGGUAACGGAGGCUCUUUCCCUAUGGAGAUUUACAUCGAGUCGCUUGACAAGCCCGUGACCAUUCCUGUCACACCGACCAUGACUGCUGCCGAGCUCCAGUUGGCCGUUGUGCAGGCUGCUGCCAUUCCUCAGAGUGCCGACAUCAUGUUGUUUGAAAGCCUGCGUGAUGGCGAAAUGGAACGCCCGCUUGCGGACGCCGAAAAUGUGCUCAAAGCCACAUCUCGAUGGGAGCUCAAUCAAGUUAACAAGUUUGUGCUGAAACGGUCUCCCAUCCGCACACUCCUGACCAAACAGCGCGCGACGCCGGGCUUCAAGAUGAAGGGCUGGCUGCACAAGGAAGGUGGCUCGGUGAAGACCUGGAAACGACGUUGGUUUUCUACAACACCGUCCUCCGUUGCGUACUACAAGGAGCAAAAGAUGGGAGGCGAGCUUGGUCAGUUCGCGCUCAGGGGUCUUCUUGUCUACUAUCUUAGAGAACACAAGCGGUCGCCUACCAGAUUCUCGUUCUGCGUCCGAGUUUUGGAAGACGGCGAAGAUGCCGUCCGGUAUCUUGCUGCCGAGUCCUCAGACGAGCUUGAUCAAUGGGUUGCCGCCAUUACCUUGUUGUCGAAUUAAGCACUUGCUGUAUCUUUUGUGAAUCUCUCUUCUCUCUCUCUCUCUCUCUCUUCUUUGUCUCUCUGUUUCUCUUUUGUUUGGUUGUUUUUGUUGUUUUUUUCUCACACUUUUGUUUAUUGUCCAUUGUCGUUCUUAUUGCUCCGAGCCAGAGCGUGUUCCCACUUUUUUUUUUGUUUGUUUGUUUUUGGCUUCCUUCCGAAUUUUCAAUACACAAACCCCUUCAUUG